Messenger RNA from Penicillium canescens, 1143 nucleotides. RefSeq lists its product as uncharacterized. The transcript is spliced from 2 exons. The record is from RefSeq and is a predicted model, not a curated record. Lineage: Eukaryota; Fungi; Ascomycota; Eurotiomycetes; Eurotiales; Aspergillaceae. Bases 1 to 1143 code for a protein of 380 amino acids.
AUGGAAGAAUCCACAUAUCCAAGUCCCAUUCCGAAACGCUCCACCUUCCAAUUUCCCUGGUCAGCGGAACAGGCGAAUUCUCAAGUUCAACCAGUUGAGAAUAGCGAGAAUCAAGACUACCAGCCAGACCCGAUUGUCCCACCCGAGGACCAGUCCGGAGACGACAACGAAAACAGAGCAACGGCUUGGAAGUCAUUUUCGAAAGACGGAAAUGCAGGAAAUGUGACAAUGCGACUUCUUCGAGACAGCUGGAGUUUAUUCAAAGAUCUCCGCCUUGAGCAUUGGGUCGAGCAUGUGUUAGGAAUGCCCUCAGCUGCCAUAAGUCUUUUUGAAUCUUAUCACCACAGGCUUGGCUUUUCAUUGUUCUGCUUUCUGUGUCAAGCUCCAGAAGAACUGGAGAAGUACCACGGUGUGGCAAAGGUUUGUUACUCUGUUAAGAACCAUUUGUGGCUUCCGUUAAAACGUAUAUAUCAACAGAAAGUUCAACCUACCGAUCGUUUCUUAUAUGAUACAAUCACGCAUGCCGUCAAAUCAUUCGAGAAUAACCAAAUCUACAGCCCACUGAGUCUGGAUGCCUCCCUGAUUACUAGUCCCUUGAAAGCUAUCCUUUCUCAGCCGGAUAAAAAUAUACUCCGGCGACUGGUUGUCCUUGGAAAUCGGUACAAGCGUUAUCGAAGAUGUUCGGGUCUAGCGCAGGGCCGGGAGUUUCAGACAAAUACAGCAUUUCUCGAGAUACUAAGAGAGAAGGCUGUUCCAGGAAUCGCUUGGGAGAUUAGUAGGGAUACAUUCGAUGAUUUUCGCAAAAUCAGCCUACACAGUAUACGCGAUUAUGAUCUCCACAUCCGACGCUUGGCUUUGCGAUGGGACAACUUAUACUAUGAUGUGGAUGAUGUUGCAGCUACCGGAGAAUUCGAUGCGGGAAUGUCAGAAGCAGGGAUCGAGAUACACCCAGCCCUUGCUGAGUUUGUUGAUGCCACAGGAAACUAUCGUCGAUACAGGCUCAAAUUACACAUGGAGCCUUCUCUUCCAUUUUUAUACCCGUUUAUCAGAGAACUGAGGAGAGGGAACGAGAACGCUUUGAGAGGCAUCUUUAGUUUCAUUCACUAUGGCCAGCAUCUUCAACAUCUUGAAAAGAAGGGGUAA